Molecule: messenger RNA, 1441 nt
Organism: Sesamum indicum (sesame)
Lineage: Eukaryota; Viridiplantae; Streptophyta; Magnoliopsida; Lamiales; Pedaliaceae
Molecular function (GO): enzyme inhibitor activity
Source: RefSeq, a predicted model, not a curated record
AAUUAAUUAGUUCUAUUAAUGAUACAACCGGUAGUGUAUACUCAAUCUAAGCGACCCUUAUUAUCAAAAGAACAACCUUCUAUACGCACUACACGCGUGCAUGCAUGAAUGCUCUCGCUUCUUGUAAUUGUUUGGUAUGCGACACACAUUGUGUCUGUUGAAUUCUGAGGAAUUUUCGGAGGUGAUGCGAGUCCAAAAGGCAAAUGUAGGACUCUCUUUGACAAGAAAAUGAGGGCCACUGCUGAAAUGCGUUAAACAAGCACAAGACAAUCAGGUGGUCAUCCUCUUUUCAAGACGGUAACAACCCCUCAAACUCAAUCCUAUUUCUCUACAAGCUCUUAUACAUACGGAUCCCAUAAAGUUAUCAAUCAUUCCCAUAGAACUGCAGACUAGCACCCCCGCAAAAAUGGCACUCCAUUACAAUCUCAGGCUGCUCUUCGCCUCCUGCACUCUUUUCAUCUCCUUCCGCUUGGCAGAAUCCCAAUUUUCCCCCAACUCUUCCCCCAACCUGCAGCCUGAGCCCUCCCCAGGAUCGGCACCCAUCCCCUCACGAUUGCGAAUGCCAUUCAGAGGGAUCUCACACGUGCUAACUCCAACACCAGCCCCCGGACCAGCUGACGUGCCAUCACCAGGGCCCGUGCAACCGCCAUUACAGGGACCUGCCUUUGCGCCAUCACCAUCGACAUUGCUGGGACCAGCACCUGAGCCGAUAUCAUCCCCCGGACCAGCACCAGUUCCAACACCAUCUCCUGCAGCAGGCCCUCGUGCAUCAUACCCUCCAUCAAUCUCAGAACCACCAUCUAACUCCAUCUCGCCCAUUGCAGCACCACCAACAGACUCCGAUGGACCCUUCGAUGUUGAGUCACCAACGACUCUUGCCCCAUCAACUGAAGUUGAUCCAAGAGUGAAGGAAAUCUGUGACUCAACCCAUUAUUCCUCCCUUUGCCUAGCCACAGUUGUUCCCCACCUCAACGGCAAAACUGACGUUUCAUCUGUCCUCGAGUUAGCCAUCAUGGCUGGUGCUAAACUCACAAAGCAUGCCCUGUUGGUGGCCAAGAACGUUACUGAAGAACCAGGAAUUAAUCCGGAGCUCUUACAAACCCUCAAGGAAUGCACCCGCAGUUACGAGAUAGCAGUGAACAAUUACCAGAACGCGGUUUAUGCUUUUCCUAGAAGGGAUAAAGGCACCAUGAACAGCAUGCUCAGUGCUGUCAUAAUAGAUAUUGGAGAUUGCGAGGAUGCAGUCUCAGCGCAUGCAGUCGAGUCCCCGUUGUCUAGUAUUGGUGGUAGGUUGACACACAUGACAAGCAAUUGUCUUGCUAUUGUUUCCCUCUUGGAUUGAUAAUCCUAAUCCACUUGCGGUGGAUGCACAUAUUGUCUGACCUACUAUCAAACCUAAUGUCCUUGAAAAUUGCUUCAAUAUAUUUGCAUUAUGAAGUUU